Asparagus officinalis (garden asparagus) is the source of this 1406-nucleotide messenger RNA. Its product is annotated as probable serine acetyltransferase 2. Bases 143 to 1054 code for a protein of 303 amino acids. Gene Ontology annotation, cellular component: cytoplasm; cytosol. Gene Ontology annotation, molecular function: L-serine O-acetyltransferase activity. The record is from RefSeq and is a predicted model, not a curated record. NCBI's taxonomy places the organism in Eukaryota, Viridiplantae, Streptophyta, Magnoliopsida, Asparagales, Asparagaceae. The transcript is spliced from 11 exons.
CAACUAAUGAGUCGCUUCUUUGCGAACGGCUCAAUCUCUUCACUCCUCGUUGCCUUUCCCUCGCUUUCAUUAUCGCCGUGAAUUCGCUAUCUCUAGGGUUUCUACUCUCUCUCUCUCUAGAAACCCUAGGUUCCUCUCCGAGAUGCUCAUCGAAGGAGCGGAGGAACGCGAGAAUUUUUGUGGCGACGCCGAUCCCAUUUGGGAAGCGAUGAAGGCUGAGGCCAAGUCUGAGGCUGAGAACGAACCUAUCUUAAGCAGUUUCCUGUAUGCAAGUAUUUUAUCUCAUGAUUGUUUGGAGCGAGCGCUGAGUUUUGUACUUGCUAAUAGGCUCCAGGAUCCUACAUUGCUGGCAACACAAUUAAUGGAUAUUUUUGACAAUGUGAUAAUGAAUGAUAAAGGUAUUAAGCGCUCAGUUCGCCUAGACCUUCAGGCAUUCAAGAAUAGGGAUCCUGCAUGCGCAUCUUAUAGCUGGGCACUUCUUUACCUUAAGGGUUAUCAUUCUUUGCAAUCAUAUCGUGUAGCUCACGCAUUGUGGAACCGGGGACGCAGAGUUUUAGCUCUGGCAUUACAAAGUCGAAUCAGUGAGGUUUUCUCUGUGGAUAUACACCCUGCUGCAAAAAUUGGUGAGGGGAUAUUAUUGGACCAUGCAACAGGUUUAGUUAUUGGUGAAACUGCCAUUGUAGGGAACAGGGUUUCACUAAUGCAGGGUGUUACAUUAGGAGGAAGUGGCAAGCAAGUCGGAGACCGGCAUCCGAAAAUUGGCCAGGGUGCUCUUAUUGGAGCUGGUGCAAUCAUUCUUGGUAACAUAACUGUAGGAGAAGGUGCCAUGAUCGCUGCUGGUUCGCUUGUACUGAAACAUGUUCCUCCUCACAGCAUGUCUGCUGGUAAUCCUGCCCAAGUUGUCAGAUGGCUGGAAGAGAAAGACCCAUCCUUAACAAUGAAACAUGAUGCAACAAAGUAUUGUUUCGAACAGUUAACUGUUAGGUCUUCCAAGGUGAACUCUAACGGAACAUUACUGGAAGAUAAAGCAGUAAACGGGAAAGCUACAUUCUGAGUCUACUGCAUGCCUAUGCUGUAUUGACAAAGGUAAUAUACCCGCAUUGUUUUUCUGGGGUUCAUCUUUGUCAAUUGUAAUACAGGGAGAUUCUUACUUUGGACUCCAAAGAUUGUAUUGUGAUCAUAAUUAAGUAUGUUUAAGACAUCAAUAGGCACCUGUAGAUAAUAUUCAUCAUCUCGCUACACAUGAAUAAGCACUUGGGUAAGUUGGCAUCAAUUCUCUUGUUGCUUUUUAUCCGCGGAUGUUUGUACAUAGAGUAUCUAUUAGAUCCAUUUGUGGACAACCAAGAUUUUUCUGUCCUCCCAAUUACUACUACAACCUGCAUAUCGAAGUUUCAGCUUCUGUGUUC